GAGACAGGUGUGGAGGUGACGUAGGGCCUCUCUGGAGGCCGUGGCCCUCCUGGGCCGGAUGGAAUCAGGACUCUUGGGGGCGGUAGCCAUGUCCUGUUGGGAGACGCACACUCGUGGCCCAGGACGGUCCUGGGGAGACUGGCCAUCCCGGGGGAGCAUUUUGUGUGAAAUCAAACCAAAAAGGUGUUGGCCAGGGUGGGAGAGUCAGAAGAGAGACCCCUGGGUCUGAUUUGUGUUUCUGCACCAGCACAAACACCAGCACCAACACCAGCACGAACACCAGCACGGCCGUCACGUACUACAGCCAAGACCAGGACAACCACGACAAACAGGACAGCCACAGCCACAGCCCAAAUUACAACCCUGUCCACAGUGAAAAUGACAGUGAAAGCCACCCAUGGACCCAAUGGCCAGGAGAACUCUCCGCAGAGCCAAGGGCUGCCCGUGCUGCUCUCCUUGCUGGGGCUCCUGCUCUUUCUCCUGGUGGGGGCCUCGCUGCUGGCCUGGUGGAUGGUUCGGCGGCGGAUCAAAGCUGAUAAGAAUCCAGAGCCACUCCAGAACCCCAACGAGGCCACCCAGCAGAGCGAGCCCUGCUACGCCAACUUGGAGCUGCAGACCUGGGCCCUUCUGGAGGAGCCUGAGCGGCCGGUGCAGGUGGAGGUGGAGUACAGCACCGUGAAAGCCCCCCAGGAAGACCCCCAGUACGCCACAGUGAUGUUCAGCUCCCGCAAUCAGGAUGAUGAGGACGGCAGGGCGCCCUCCCAGAGGCCUCCGCAGCCGGAGCCGGAGUACAGCGAGAUCAGGAAGACCAAAGCCUGACUCCGCCCCGGCACCUGGAGUCUCGGUGGGCGGCAGGGAGCCCAGGCCCCGCCCCCAGGCUGCUCCCCUCCGCGGUGACCGGCAAGGCAGCUAGCUGGGCUCCUGCGGGCUGUCCCUCUCGCACUGGGGACCUGCGGGACGCCCUGCCAUCCUGCCGGCUGUUGUCCCGUCUUCCCUCUGUCUCCCCGCAUCGUCGCAGCCAUGUGUGAGACGGAAGCCCCGUCCCGUGGGAGUCCCGGAGAACAUGUGGCUCCCGUGGGGGGUCUGGGCUUGCCGGGGAGUGAGAGCACUGACGGAGAGCCAGGAGGUCGCCCGGCACUGAGAUGGGGACCCCCCGCCUGCAAGACGGGGAGACGGUGGCCGAGCAAGGGCUUGUCCGUGGCUCCAGGACCAGCAGCGGGCAGCGUCCUCGGGCCCCCUGGACUCUUACAUAGGUUUAUUUUUCAUACAAGAGACAUCAACAACGUUUAAAAUGCCUUAGGCGGUGGUAGGUAACAGGAACCUAAUCAACAAAACAAACAAACACGUAAAA
Molecule: messenger RNA, 1351 nt
Organism: Phyllostomus discolor (pale spear-nosed bat)
Lineage: Eukaryota; Metazoa; Chordata; Mammalia; Chiroptera; Phyllostomidae
Product: CMRF35-like molecule 8
Exons: 5
Coding region: 379-819 (146 amino acids)
Source: RefSeq, a predicted model, not a curated record